AUGCAGUUAAGACAAUGGCAUUUCGUUGAAACUUCUUCCUCUGGCCAACCGGUAUUGAGAGAGAAUGAGAAGGAUAUUUAUGUGGAGCAUCAAGUCGGAUGUUACCAAGGUAAAUCCAAAAUCUUGGGCAGGCAAAAGGGAAGGAUAUAUCUUACUUCACAAAGAAUAAUCUACAUUGACGAUGAAAAACCCACACUAAACUCGGUCUCAUUGGAAUUAGACGAUGUACUGGAGGUUAACUAUUCUUCCAAGUUUCUAAGGAAAUCUGCUAGGUUGAGCAUCUUUUUGCGAGAUUCUAAGACCGAUGAUCAAGACGUAACGGCUAGCACGAAAACUUCAGAUGGGAAAUCUAAAUGGAUAUGUCCAAUUUGUGCCGAUGAAAAUGAGAAACUGGGUCAUUUGACAAAAGAUAGCAUAAAGUUAUUUCCUUGCGCAAGCUGUGGGGUUGUCCCUGAUUUCGAAAUGAUUACUGAUUCACUGACUUUUCAAAGUGCCACAUCUUCAGGUUCUGAAACGCUUGCAGAAACUGCAUGUCCGGCAUGCACAUUUUUGAAUAGGCCUUCCUUGAGAAACUGUGAAAUAUGCGGUACAAGACUUCCUCUUGAAAUCUUAUCCGAUUCAAGCAUUGAUCAUCGAGUUAAAAUCGAACUUGAGGCUAAAGAUGGACUUACCAAAGGGGAACCGGCUUAUGUACAGCUAAGUUUUCGACUUUCUGAUGGCCUACUCCUCUCGCAGACGAUUUCGGAACUAAUAGAAGAUCGGCGCCGAGUAAAAUCACAGACUGUUUACAAUAAAGGGGUCCAAACAACGUCAAAUAAUGUGUUCUUAGAGGUCAAGUCAGAUUUGGGUCGUGUUGGAAUUGCUAGCCUUGAGAAAUCGCAAGAAGAUCGAUUGAUCAAUAAUGAUAUUAUGCUUGGCAACGCUUUGAGUGAUCUCAAAAGUCUGAUGGCUUUAGCUUCUGAUAUAGAGAAGCUCUACGACAGAACAGGGCGUUCACAAUCACAAAAGAACACUCCGGUGCUGACAAUUGAUAGAGAAAAGUUUCUUACCAAGGAUUUAUUCAUCAACGAGAUAUCAAGAGAGUUGCAUAGUUUUAUCUUGUCCGAAUUUCGAGAACAAAAAGAAGCAGAGGGUGUAUUAUUGAUUUCAUUGGUUGAUACCUACGCGUUGUAUAACAAAGCAAUGCGGAUUGGAUCAGGACUAGUUUCGCCUCAAGAACUAUGGGAGGCGUGUGGAAAACUCGAAGAGUUGGGACUCAGCGACCUGCGUCUUACCACGAUCAACGAACGCAUACUCUGUAUAUCAUCAGGAGACGCAUUUGGGUUUUUGAAGAGAAAAAUCUGGGACAUAACGACCACAUUUCCUGGUGCGGAUCUUUUGGAGUUUAGCCGACAGCUGAAUAAGGAAAACGCGAGCUCUUGGACUCCUGGGAUUAUUAUGGAAGCACUCAACAAUUGCGUGGAUGAAGGCCAAUUACUCAUAGAUGAACAAAUAACAGGAGUUCAUUACUAUGCGAACUUUGAUUGGAGGAUAUAA
Messenger RNA from Lachancea sp. 'fantastica', 1536 nucleotides. The record is from the annotation of a GenBank genome assembly. Lineage: Eukaryota; Fungi; Ascomycota; Saccharomycetes; Saccharomycetales; Saccharomycetaceae.